UGAGUGAACGCAAAAAGAGCUUGCCGAUAAUUCAUCCAUCUCCCUCGUAAAUUCUGGACGUAGGCCGAUUGACAACAAAAAGCCUACGGAACGUUGUUUUCCUAGAUGUUUCGUUCUAAAUAAUUGUUGUGAACGAAGAGCCUGUAUUUGUGACUAACACAGUGGAGGAUAAAAUAUGAAGAGGCGAAAUGCCGAAUCAGGCAAGCGGCGCCCAAUAAAGCGCAACAAAAUUGGCGAAGGAAUGUAUUCAAAUUCUCUGCUGUACCUGAAAUUUGUGAUGCUCUGGUCUACAGUUGUGAUGGCCGAUUACAUGCUCGAAUUCAGAUUUGAGUUUCUCUGGCCGUUCUGGAUGAUGCUGAAGUCUGUUUAUGAUUCAUUUAAGUAUCAUGGAGUGGCAUUUUCAGUGUUCUUCAUAUGUCUAGCCUUGAUGUCUGACUUGAUAUGUUACUUCUUCAUACCUCUACAGUAUAUAUUCUUUGCCGCCAGUACCUAUGUGUGGGUACAAUACGUGUGGUAUACAUUUGGCGACAAGGGCGUGUGCCUGCCGACGGUGGCACUGUGCUGCCUCGUGGUGUACGCGGAGGGCGCGGUGCGCGAGCGCGCGGGCCCGCUGGAGCUGUGGCGGCCGCUCGCCGCGCACUGCCUCGGCUACCCCGCGCUCUCGCUGGGCUUCGGCGUCAAGGCAUAUGUUGGGCAGAGGUUAAGGUUAAGGCGGCAGCGGCAAGUGCGUGCCGAGAAUGAGUUUUAUUUCCAACUUCUACGGGACGCAUUGCCUGAAAGUGCACUUAUAGAUCAGAGCUCGCACAAGGAGGCGGAGGCGGAGGCGGGGUGCGGCGCGGCGCGGCCGCUGAACGGCUCCGUGCGGCGCCGCUGCGCGCGCGACCACAACGGCGUGUGCGUCGCCGACCACGCCUUGCACGUCAAGUUUGAAAAGUUAGAGAAGCAUGUAGCACAGCAGGCGCGAGAGAAGCCGACUGCCACACAAGCAAACACAGCAAGUACACAAGCAAGUACACAAGCGAGUACACAAGCGAGUACGCAAGCAAGUACACAAGCGAGUACACAAGCGAGCACGCAGCCAAGCACGCAAGCGAGCACGCAAGCGAGUACUCAAGCAAGUACUCAUGCGAGUACGCAAGCGAGCACGCAAACGAGCACACACUUGCUCAAUGGCUCGGCCACUGGGUCGGGCGCGGGUGAAGACGAUGAGCGCCACGAACAUAAAGGUUCCUUUAAGCCCACGAAAUAUGAAAAGAAAGAGGCUAGUUCAGUAAGAGAAGAGAAAAAGAGACACAGAAAUAAAGAAAAGGAUAAAGAGAGCAGUGAUAGUUAUAAGAGCACAGAAAGUGAGUAUUCAAAAGAAAUAUUAGUUAAAGAAAAAGAAGUAGAAAGUACAAAAGAAAUUGUAAAGAAUAAUAAAGAUAGUAAUAGUCAUAAAGAAAGGGAGAGGGAGAGGGAGAAAGAGAGAAAAGAAGAGAGGGAGAGGGAAAAUAGGGAGCGCGACAGGGAACUCAAAACUUUGGCCGAGGAGCUGCGGCGCGCGCGCUGCGAGCUGGCGGCCGCGCGCGCCGCGGAGGCGGACGCGAGGAGGCGCGCCGGCCUGCAGCAGAGCGAACGCGCGGCACUGGAGCGUCGCCUGAGCGAGGAGAGGCGCGCGCGCGCCGCGGCCGACGAGGCGGAGGCGGGCGCGCUGCGGCGCGAGCUGCAGAAGGCGCGCGAGCGGGCCGCGGCGCUGCAGCGGGACCUGGCCAGCGCCUCGGACCAGAUGCGGACGCUGGAGGCGCGGGAGGAGAGCGGCGGCACGCGGCUGGCGGGCGCGUGCGCGGCGCUGCAGGAGCGCGCCGCGCACCUCGAGCGCUCGCUGUCUGCGGAGACGCGCGUCAAGCUCGACCUGCUGUCCGCGCUGGGGGACGCCAAGCGGCACAUGCACAUACAGGAGGGCUUAAUAUCGAGACAAGAGAAAGAGAUAGAGGAAUUGAAAGCUCAAAUGCUGGCCGUGAUGCCGACGGAAUUCGUGACUCCGGUGAGCGGGAACGUGUCCAAACUACGGUUGUCGGACGGGUCCCCGCUCGACCCCAACGCCUCCGUGUACACGCCAAAGCAACUAUGCUCCGACGCCUGAACCGCCUCUAACUACAAAUCACCUCACCGGCCGUUACUGAUCUCAAUAUUUUUCUAACUCGGCGUUGAGUAUUUUUCGUUACUUAAAAUAUCCAGAUACCCUCAUGGCCACCGGAUGUUCGAGAGCUAGUUUUGUAAGUGGAGGAACGUUUAUUUUUUCAUCAUUGAAAUAUUUGGAUUGUGUGAGUACCUUGAGACGAUGACUGGUUGAUAAAAUUAUUCGUAUGAUUUGAAGUACAAUUCGUGCAUAACUUAUUAACCACAUACUUAUUAAUUAAAGUAAACCUGAUUCUUUAUUUUAAUAACGGAAAACAAAAGUAAAUGAAUAUAAUUAAGUGUAUGGCUAGUCAUUAUUUUAGUCAGAAAUUACAUCACAGAACAUAGUAGUGAUAAUUUUAUCAAUCACGGACGAACCUUCCACGCAAGUAGCUGCUGCAUUCAGACUGCGUUGUUUUGAAUUAUGUGAUAUAUUGUACAAAAUGACAUUUCGUUGUCUUCUCCUUGUAUAAAUGUAGUAUAUUGACGUUUUAGUCCAAUCGUCGUGUUGUGCGUAGCAUCCCACUUUUAAUCUUAACUUAUUGCAACCCUAAAUUUUUAUAAAGUGUUGCUAUAUGAAAUAAUAUUAAAUUUAUAUUUUAGUUGAUUAGUACGCAAGACCUGAUGACUCGAAAUUGGGGGAUAUGAAUCUGUCAAACUAAUAUAAUAAAAAAAUGAUCUAUUUUUGUAUUUGUGUUAUACUAUCUGUUUAUAUUGUAAAAAUAAAAAAUAAAAAACAAUCGAGCUUAGUCACAUAGGAAAAUUUUGGGAUGCUACGCUGAGUUUUCUUGUUGAAUAUAAAAUUUAAAUAUAAAAUCGGCGGACAAGCAACCUGAUUGUUGUA
Molecule: messenger RNA, 3001 nt
Organism: Melitaea cinxia (Glanville fritillary)
Lineage: Eukaryota; Metazoa; Arthropoda; Insecta; Lepidoptera; Nymphalidae
Product: macoilin-2
Exons: 15
Coding region: 176-2122 (648 amino acids)
Biological process (GO): neuronal signal transduction
Cellular component (GO): rough endoplasmic reticulum membrane
Source: RefSeq, a predicted model, not a curated record